CAAACCGAGUUUCAUUGAGGGAAAUAAAUAAAUAAAUAUUCCUCGAAAAAUGUGAAUUUAGCACCAAGUGUACUUCAAAAAGAGCCAUAAUUAGAUCAAAAUUAGCCAAAAAUACUCAAAAAAUCACAAUGCGAGUUGCGUUUUUGGUAUUUUUAUCAGCCAUAUGUGUUUCCGGUUACAAUGUCGACAAGAAAGAGUCGACUGUUCUAAUUGCCAUUUUGAUUAGAAACAAAGCGCAUAUCUUGCCAUAUUUCUUUUCCUAUCUCGAGAGCUUAGACUAUCCCAAGGAUCGGAUUUCGCUAUGGAUUCGAUCAGAUCACAACGAAGAUAAUUCCCUGCAAAUCAUCGAUGCUUGGUUGAACACAACUCGGGACUUGUAUCACUCCGUCGACUACCAAUUUAGCGUGCAACCGAAGCGCCGAGCGUCGGAAAAUUCGUUCCACGAUUGGUCAAAUGAACGAUUCAACGAUGUGAUAAGACUGAAAGAGGAAGCACUAUACAAGGCAAAGGUCAUGUGGGCCGAUUACAUAUUUUUCCUCGAUGCUGAUGUAAUUCUAACCGAACCGAGCACUUUGAGGUACUUGACGUCGCUGAAAUUGCCGAUUGUGGGUCCGUUGUUGCAGUCAGAGUCGUUGUACAGCAACUUCUGGGGCGGAAUGACGCCAAAAUAUUACUACGUUCGCACGGAAGAGUACACGGAAAUUAUGAAAUACGAGAAAAUGGGAGAGUUUGUUGUUCCAAUGAUCCAUUCUGCGGUUUUGCUGGAUAUGAGACUUGCGAAAAUCGAUUCUCUCACUUUUAAUAAGCCGAAUUUGAAUAAAAUGCUCGCAAAUUCGAAUCAGGAGUACACAGGACCCAACGAUGACAUCAUCACUUUUGCUGUUUCUGCCAAUUUAUCGCAUGUUCCGAUGUAUAUUUCGAAUAAGAAGCAAUUUGGGCAUAUCACGGUGCCACUCGAGGGUGACGAGACCAUGGCAAAAGAUAAGGAAAAGUUGACUGAUGUCUUGUUAUCGAUUGUGAACGAAUUGGGAGACAUUAGCAUAGUUUCCAGCAUGCGCGAGUUUAUUGAGUUCCCAAAAAAAGAUCGUCUCGAGUUCUCAAAAAUUUUCAUGGUGAAUUUGGUGCGUCGGGAUGAACGUCGUAAAAAGAUGGAAAAGAAUUUCGAUCUGCUUGGAUUGGAAGUUGAGCAUUUUGCGGCAAUUGAUGGCAAACAAAUGAACGAAGAAUGGAUCAAACAGCAGGGAAUCGAAUUUAUGCCGGGAUUUGUUGAUCCGUAUCACGAUCGCCCCAUGACUUAUGGCGAAAUUGGAUGUUUCAUGAGCCAUUAUUUGAUUUGGAAGAAAAUGGUGGAAGAAAAACUCGAGUUAGUGUUGAUUUUAGAAGAUGACGUCAAGUUUGAACCUUAUUUUAGAACGCGUGUCACAAAUAUUUUAGCUCAAGCAAGAAAAUCCGGCAAAACUUUUGAUUUACUUUAUUUCGGUAGAAAAGCUUUGAGUCACAAAGAUGAACGUUACAUACCUGGCACAACGAAUUUAGUCGAAGUUGGGUACAGUUACUGGACUUUGGGAUACGUUUUGACUCUGAAAGGUGCGCAAAAGCUCUUGGCACAAGAACCGCAAAAGAAAAUGGUGCCCGUUGACGAAUAUCUUCCAAUAAUGUUCAAUCAUCAUCCCAAAGAACGUUACAAGUCGCAAUUCAACCCACGAGACUUGGUAGCUUGGAGUACGGCGCCGCUGCUUCUCUUCCCGACACAUUACACUGGAGACGAGGGAUACAUCUCCGACACGGAACAAUCAUUGACAAUCAAAGUCACGAAUGCAAAAUCCGAUGAAAACGCGAACAAUCUGGAGCCCGCCGUCAUUUCGGAUUCCAAAUCUAUUUUUUCGCAUCAAGAACUGAAUGCUGAACACCAAAGAACUGAACUGUGAAUCUCGUAGGAAAACAGCUUGCCAUAUUUAGGGACCAAAAAAAAUAAAUAGUUAGCUCUCAAAGUAUUAAAAAUUCUUAAAAAUGACCGAGACUUACUUUUGCAUAUGAGGAUUUUUGUAGUCAUAAAUGACAAUAAAUGUUGCAAUAAAGAUUUAAGCCA
Culicoides brevitarsis is the source of this 2089-nucleotide messenger RNA. RefSeq names its product glycosyltransferase 25 family member. The transcript has 4 exons. Gene Ontology annotation, molecular function: procollagen galactosyltransferase activity. The record is from RefSeq and is a predicted model, not a curated record. NCBI's taxonomy places the organism in Eukaryota, Metazoa, Arthropoda, Insecta, Diptera, Ceratopogonidae. The coding region runs from base 129 to 1928 and encodes 599 amino acids.